Trematomus bernacchii (emerald rockcod) is the source of this 610-nucleotide messenger RNA. RefSeq names its product carbonyl reductase family member 4-like. Gene Ontology annotation, biological process: fatty acid biosynthetic process. The transcript is spliced from 3 exons. NCBI's taxonomy places the organism in Eukaryota, Metazoa, Chordata, Actinopteri, Perciformes, Nototheniidae. Gene Ontology annotation, molecular function: quinone binding; oxidoreductase activity, acting on the CH-OH group of donors, NAD or NADP as acceptor. Bases 1 to 384 code for a protein of 127 amino acids. The record is from RefSeq and is a predicted model, not a curated record.
AUGCUCCACACUAACCUGCUGGGCUCCAUGCUGACCUGCAGGGCGGCGCUGCGCAGCAUGCUGCGGCCACCAGGCGGCGCCAUCGUCAACAUCGGCUCUGUGGUGGGUCUGAAGGGGAACGCGGGUCAGAGCGUCUACAGCGCCUCGAAGUCCGGUCUGCAGGGCUUCACUCGCUCUCUGGCUAAAGAAGUGUCUUCAAGAAACGUCAGAGUCAACCUGCUGCUUCCAGGUUUUAUCCGGACCAACAUGACGGAGCGUCUGAUCCCUCUCCGGAGGUUUGGCACCGGACAGGAAGUGGCUCAGGCCGUCCUCUUCCUGCUGGAGAGUCAGUAUAUGACGGGGGCGGAGCUACUGGUGGACGGGGGGCUGCAUCUCAGCAUGUAGAACACACACACAAAUUAAAUUCUGUGUUUGAAUGCCAUCUGUUGCUUCUCUCUGUUGUAUAUCUGAUUAAAGUGAACAGUGAGAAAGAAACUGCUUAUUAAAGAUGCCUAUAAGAAGCUUUUACAAAUAAAUAAACUUCUUCUUCCUGUAAAAGCAGCACAAGUGCAUUAUGGGAAUGUAAAUACUAUGGUGUUGAUUCUUGAAUAAAACUGUAUAUGAACUCUUU